Messenger RNA from Penicillium macrosclerotiorum, 1128 nucleotides. Its product is annotated as FAD-dependent oxidoreductase. Lineage: Eukaryota; Fungi; Ascomycota; Eurotiomycetes; Eurotiales; Aspergillaceae. The record is from RefSeq and is a predicted model, not a curated record. The transcript has 4 exons. The coding region runs from base 1 to 1128 and encodes 375 amino acids. Gene Ontology annotation, molecular function: FAD binding.
AUGUCUUCAGAGCCGAUUCUUAUAGUUGGUGCAGGUCUCGGUGGCCUUGCACUAGCACAAGCUUUACGCCGAAAGAACAUUCCAUUCCGCAUCUUUGAACGGGACGCACAAUAUGGGGUUCGCGAGCAAGGCUGGGCGAUUUCUCUACAUCCAUGGCUAAUAGCGGACCUCUGCUCAGGUGUGCGCGACGACGAAGCGGGACUUCGCCGUAUGACUCCAUCAGCACCGCUCGGUAUGCACUCUGAGGGUGUGAUCUACUCCCUAGAAAAAGAAACGCGAAAAGAACUGUUCCGAUUUGGGGAAGGUACGGACCAGCCUUUUGUGCGAGUUGAGAGGACGAAGCUUCGCGAUUGGCUAUUGCAGGAAGUAUCUGUAGAAUGGAACAAAAGAUUUCAGGGAUACGAACAGCAUCCAAAUGGAAUUACUGCACGAUUUGAAGAUGGCACUGAGGUCCAAGGAAGCGUUUUAGUUGGUGCAGACGGCAUUUCCAGCCAAGUGAGGCGUCAGCUAUUGAACAGUCAUGACGAGCCACAACGUUUGCCAAUCGGUAUUGUAGUGGGACAAGUCGAGGCCACCCAUGAACAGUAUCAGCGAUGGCUCAAACUUGGUACAAGUCUUUCCAUUGGAUUUACAGAUACACGAAGGCUAUUUGUUGGACUGAAGAGCGUAUCUAAAGAUCUACGCAAAGCUCAAUUUUACUGGAUGUUCGGCUGGGCCGAUAAGAAUGCCAAGAAAACCCCGUACUGGACCAAUAGUGCUUCUCAAAGCAAGCUGCACAAUUUUGUUAUGGAAAAUCUUCAUGGGCUCGACGCAGAGUACACUGAGCCCUUUCGUGCCACACCCGUUGAAGGAAUAUUACAGCCUCCUUUGCAAAUGCGCGAUAUGCUUCCUCCCACGCUCCCUAGAGGCAGAGUUACAUUAUUGGGCGAUGCUGUCCACCCAAUGGGCGGGAACAUGGCAAUAAAGGACGCCAUUGUCCUGGCCGAAACACUGGCUCAAACUACUACAUUCCAUGACACAGCGGAUAUACUGAAGCAGUACGAAAGCGAAAUGAGUGAGAGGGCAGGUAAGUCAGUCAUCACAAGUCGUGAAAACACAUUCAUGCACAAGUGUAUCUUCAACAAAUAG